AUGAAGAACCUCACUAAAGCUUAUUACUGCUUUCCAGAGCUGAACUCGUCUUGCACAAAGGAUUUCAGGUCACCAAUAGGAUACUUCAUAAUGUAUACAUUCUUUUUAUCUGUAUCGGUAUCUACAGUCUUCCUCAAUCUGUUGGUGAUCAUCUCCAUCUCUCACUUCAAGCUACUUCACACUCCUACUAACCUGUUCAUCCUCUCUCUGUCUGUAGCAGACUUACUAGUUGGCUUGCUUGUUAUGCCUGUAGAGAGCAUCAAAUUAAUAGAAACAUGUUGGUAUCUAGGGGACAGUUUUUGUUACAUAUUUCCCUACAUUACAUUUGUUGUUGUUCUUGUCUCUAUGAAUAAUAUAGUUUUCAUAUCCAUUGACCGGUAUAUUGCGGUUUGUGAUCCUCUGCGUUACACUCUGAGUGUGACACCCGGGAAAAGUGCUCUGUGUGUGUGUCUGAACUGGUGUGCUUCUCUGGUGUGUGCCCUCCUGGUCUUGCAAGAUCACCUCCUUUAUCCAGAGUCACACAGAACAUGCCAUGGAGAGUGUCUGCUUAUUAUCCAGCUGCCAUGGAUUGUGUUUGAUCUUAUCGUCUCGUUUGCCAUCACCUGUUCCAUUGUGAUAGGAUUAAAUGUGAAAAUAUUCUGCACGGCCAAACACCAGGCACAGGUGAUCAGCGCUUUCACAGCGAGAGUAAAGGCUGGUUGUGCAAACAGAAUGAUUGAUAAAUCCAACAGUAAAGCUACGAAAACCAUAGGAAUACUUGUUACAGUUUAUUUGCUCAGCUACAUGUAUAUGCCAUAUUAUGUUUGCGUCACUUUUCAAGGAACCUUUACAUCUGCAUCACUCGUAGCAAAUAGUCUUGUUUGGAUAUUGUAUAUGAACUCUUGCAUGAACCCAAUAAUAUAUGCAUUAUUUUAUCCCUGGUUUAAAGCAUCUGCAAAACACAUCAUCACCCUUGCAAUACUUGAUUCAGGUUCCUCAUAUUAUAAAGUAUAUUCAGAAUUAUCCUAA
This is a messenger RNA of Sardina pilchardus (European sardine), 1008 nucleotides long. RefSeq names its product trace amine-associated receptor 7f-like. Lineage: Eukaryota; Metazoa; Chordata; Actinopteri; Clupeiformes; Clupeidae. The transcript has a single exon. Gene Ontology annotation, biological process: G protein-coupled receptor signaling pathway. Gene Ontology annotation, molecular function: trace-amine receptor activity. Gene Ontology annotation, cellular component: membrane. The record is from RefSeq and is a predicted model, not a curated record. The coding region runs from base 1 to 1008 and encodes 335 amino acids.